Molecule: messenger RNA, 591 nt
Organism: Lachancea sp. 'fantastica'
Lineage: Eukaryota; Fungi; Ascomycota; Saccharomycetes; Saccharomycetales; Saccharomycetaceae
Source: the annotation of a GenBank genome assembly
AUGUCUCUGAAUCGCUCUCAAAGAGAGAAAUUUGUAGCUACCCAUAUCGCCCACAAGUACAAUCUUCUGCACAUCUUGCCAAGCAUCGAACAACCACAAUUGGCGGGAUUAUACCUCAAGAGUUUUUACAACGGUACCAAGAGAAACCGAUUGAAUCUGCCCGAUUCCAUCACGAAUGGAACCAAGUUUUGCGAAAGUUGUGGAGUGGUCCACAUUGCAGGUGUAAAUCUCGAAAUGCAAGUUGUCGAAAAAGAGGUAAAAGCUAGCGCGAAGCCAGAAAGAACACUAGAAUACAAGUGCUUACAAUGCAGUACUACAAAAGAAUUCACCUUAGAGGCUGCCGAACGAUUUCGUGAAGAUUUGAGGACAACUACGAGUCAACCUACCAUAAAAGGCACUUCUGCCCGCAAUGUCGAGCCACACACAACAGAAAAUGCAUCUAUGGUGAAGAAACAGUCAUCUGGUAAGGAGAGAGCGAAAAGAAGGAAGAUGAACUCGCUUUCCAACAUGCUGAACAAGAAGAAGGAGGCCGAGGCCAGCAAAAAGAGAUCGCUUACCUUGAGCCUGGACGAUUUUUUACAGAAAAACUGA